AUGAGUACAUGGCCUUUUCAUACUUGGGUUUUUCUUCCUCUUUUCUUACUUUCCCUUGAAUUUUUCCCAAAUUUUGUCUACGUUCAUUUUAAAAUAUCCCAGCUUUUUCAACUUUUCCUCCAUUCUUUCUCUCUCUGUUGUAAUUCUUUCUUUCUCUCUCUUUCUCUCUCUCUCUUUCUCUCUCAUCUGUUUUGUUUGUUCACGUUUAAAUAUCAUUUUCAUUCUUUCUUUUCCUUAUUUACUCUUCUUUUUUCUUCAUUUUACUUGAAUUUUUCCCCAAUUUUGUCUACGUUCAUUUUAAAAUAUCCCAGCUUUUUCAUCUUUUCCUCCAUUCUUUCUCUCUCUUUAGUAAUUCUUUCUCUCUCUCUCUUUCUCUCUAGUCUGUUUUGUUUGUUCACGUUUAAAUAUUAUUUUCAUUCUUUCUUUUCCUUAUUUACUCUUCUUUUUCCUUUAUUUUACUUGAAUUUUUCCCAAAUUUUGUCUACGUUCAUUUUAAAAUAUCCCAGCUUUUUCAUCUUUUCCUCCAUUCUUUCUCUCUCUUUAGUAAUUCUCUCUCUCUCUCUCUCUUUCUAUCUAUCUAUCUAUCUAUCUAUCUAUCUAUCUAUCUUUCUCGCCGUUUGUUUUGUUUGUUCACGAUUAGAUAUCAUCUUCAUUCUUUCUUUUCCCUACUGA
Molecule: messenger RNA, 672 nt
Organism: Acanthosepion pharaonis
Lineage: Eukaryota; Metazoa; Mollusca; Cephalopoda; Sepiida; Sepiidae
Source: the annotation of a GenBank genome assembly